GCAGUAAACUGUGAGCACUGUGAGAACCAGAGUGAGAACAUCUCAUGGGGUGUGAGAAUGAUUCAUUUCUAUUUUACUUCAGGCUGAGUGAAUUUUCGAGUUUCGAGUGUUUUGCGCUGGUAAAUAGAAGACAUUGUAGGCUAGCAAAAUGCUUCUUAGAUAGGUAUAGCCCAUUUUAUAUUUGCUUGAAGAAAUUCAACAUAAGUGUCAGGUAGUGACUGGCAGGUGCCGUGAUGCCGCCUCCACCGCCGCCGCCGCCCCCUCCCGGAGCGCCGCCGCCGCCGGCUGCCGGUCCCCCUCGGAAACCGGCCGCCAAGGGGCCCGACCGGGCGGCACUGCUCAGUGACAUCCACAAGGGAGCCAGGCUGAAGAAGGUGGUGACCAAUGAUCGGAGUGCGCCGGCUGUAGGAAAUGUCAAGCCGUCGGGUCCGGCUGGCGGCGGCAGUAAUGGCGUGGGCCGGCCCGGCGCGGGCGGGGGCGGCGGCGGAGCCGCCCCGGUCGCCAACGGCGGCCCGCCCGGCUUGGGCGGCCUGUUCGCCGGUGGGAUGCCCAAGCUGCGGCCGACCGGUCAGGGCCGGGGUCGGACAGAGAUCGGCGCCGGCGGACCGGCCAAGCUCCCUCCCAACCGGCGGCCGGGCGGAUCGGCGCCUCCUCCUGCGCCCGUGCCCGCCCAGUCGUCAUCGUCGGGGCCGUCGCCGGCUCCGGCGGGCAACAACUCGAGCCUGCACCGGUCGCUGGCGGCGCCUCCGCCGCCGCCGGCCGGCCUCAAGCCGAGCGCGUCCACCGGCCAGCUGCCGCCGAGUCGGAGCGUGCCCAGCAGUCCACAGACGGGAGAAAGACGCGCCAUGCGGCCCAGUAACUCAUCGUCAACGCUGCGCAGAGAGGCGCCGCUGGCACCGCCGGCCGGUGCCAAGCCGUUCAUGGUGCACAACGGUUCGGCGACAGUGGGUCGGAAGACCACUGCUCCGCCCUCAGUCCGACCGAGCAUCACACAGAAACCCUCGACGGCACCGCCGCGGCCACCGAACGUGAAGCCCCCACCGCCGCCCAAGUCACCGACUGUCCAGGUGCUGGGCAGCGGACCGCCCAGCCUGCCGGGCCAGCCGCCGCCGCCGCCGCCGCCCGGCGCCAAACCACCGCACGUGGCGCGCGCGCACAGUAUGAGGGCGCGCGGGAGUUAUUCAGAAGAGGAUGACCGACGCAAGUCGCAGGAUGACAUGCGCCUGAACGGCGGCGGCGACUUCGAGCGGCGGUUCGGUGACCGGUUCCACAGUCUGUCCCAGCUGCCGCCGCCGGAACCGCCCACCAACUGCGUCAAAAACUACCCCAGCAAAAAUCAGCGUCCCCGUGGAAAGCGGCCCCCCGCCCCGCCCCCUCCGCCGGCGCAAGUGCAGCUCGGUAAGAAAAUGUACGAGUCAAACACUUCAUACGCCUGA
Messenger RNA from Amphibalanus amphitrite, 1436 nucleotides. Its product is annotated as WAS/WASL-interacting protein family member 3-like. Lineage: Eukaryota; Metazoa; Arthropoda; Thecostraca; Balanomorpha; Balanidae. The coding region runs from base 234 to 1436 and encodes 400 amino acids. Gene Ontology annotation, molecular function: actin binding. The record is from RefSeq and is a predicted model, not a curated record. The transcript has 8 exons.